AUGAUGCUGGUAACACUUUACGUGCUAGCUAGCUUGCUAUGCUAUCCGGUCACAGCUGAUACCUCCGUCGCCGAUACAGGUGAAGUGGAAAACAUAAAUGAAAUUGCAGAUGCUGAAAUCGACGCAGUGACAAUCGUAGAUGAUCAGGCGAAGAGUGACGAGUUUAAGCAGGAUAAUUUCAAUUUCGAUUCAAAUAUAAAAACUGACGAUGUAGGCGAUAAAACGUCGAUUACAGACGACGAUACAGUUCCUAUUAACAACGAUGACACUGCAAAUGUUAACAACGAUGAUCUUCUAUCCAAUAACAAUCAAAAUGAGGACAAUAGAGCUUCUAACAACGACGAUGCUAACACUUCCAUUAGCGAUAACAAUAGCAGAGUUGACAACGAUGAUAACACUGAUGACAAUAAUGACGAUGCCACUGAUAGCAGUAGUCCCAACGACAACGAUGAUGAUGAUGUUGAUACCAGUGAUGAUAACGACAACGAUGAUAACACUGAUAGCAGUGAUGAUAACGACAACGAUGAUAACACUGAUAGCAGUGAUGAUAACGACAACGAUGAUAACAUUGAUAGCAGUGAUGAUAACGACAACGAUGAUGCCAGUGAUAGCAGUGAUGAUAACGACAACGAUGAUGAUGAUGAUGAUGUUGAUAGCAGUGAUGAUAACGACAACGAUGAUAACAUUGAUAGCAGUGAUGAUAACGACAACGAUGAUAACAUUGAUAGCAGUGAUGAUAACGACAACGAUGAUAACAUUGAUAGCAGUGAUGAUAACGACAAAGAUGAUGACAAUGAUAGCAGUGAUGAUAACGACAACGAUGAUGACAAUGAUAGCAGUGAUGAUAACGACAACGAUGAUACCAGUGAUAGCGAUAAUGAUGGUUUUGAUAGCAGCGACUCAAACGACAAUGAUGAUGAUACUGAUAGCAGUGACGAUGACGACAACGAUGAUGACAGUGAUAACGAUGAUACUGAUAGCAGUGAUUCUAAUGAUGAUAACACUGAUAGCAGUGACGAUGACGACAACGAUGAUGAAAGUGAUAACGACGAUGACUCUGAUAGCAUUGAUUCUAAUGAUGAUAAUACUGAUAGCAGUGACGAUGACGACAACGAUGAUGACAGUGAUAGCGAUGAUAAAAACGAAAACGACGACAAUUCUGAUAGAAGCGACUCAAACGACAAUGAUGAUGAUACUGAUAGCAGUGAUGAUGACGACACCGAUGAUGAAAGCGAUAACGAUGAUGAUAACGAAAACGACGAUGAUUCUGAUAGCAGUGAUUCUAAUGAUGAUAAUACUGAUAGCAGUGACGAUGACGACAACGACAAUGAUUCUGAUAGCAGUGACUCUAAUGAUGAUAAUACUGAUAGCAGUGACGAUGACGACAACGAUGACGAAAGUGAUAACGAUGAUGAUAACGGCAAACGACGAUGA
Pecten maximus is the source of this 1434-nucleotide messenger RNA. Its product is annotated as dentin sialophosphoprotein-like. The transcript has a single exon. The record is from RefSeq and is a predicted model, not a curated record. Lineage: Eukaryota; Metazoa; Mollusca; Bivalvia; Pectinida; Pectinidae. Bases 1 to 1434 code for a protein of 477 amino acids.